GCCUCUACAUGCUGCCAUGUGAUUGGCUGGUUUGAUAUUAGGGCUGUGCUGCUCCUCACAGUUGAAAUGAUGGAGUUGCAUCGGUGAUCCUCAGACAAAAACACAUCUCGGACAGGGCAGGAGAGCAGGGUAGGAGACGCGAACCGAAGCGCGUGAACUCCCGCCAAAUAAUCCUCUGCAGCUCUGAGGCAGACAGCAGAGAGGGGACAGGAAGAGGGAAGUCUGGACAGCUUGGACAGAUGUCUGCAGCUUCAUGACUUUCUGCUGAGUCAUUCUGUGCAGCUCAGCAGCCAGAGAGACGCACGACGUGAACGUGCACGAUGAUUGUGCAGCGCGUAAGCAGAAAGAAACACCGGAGAUGUUCGCGGAGUUCUAGAUGCUCUUUGAUCUUCACGAUGCUCAACCGGGUCACCAGGCGGCCGGAGUGUCGGUCCAGUCCCGUCAGAAGGCCCGCAUGAGGACGGUGUUCACCGACAGCCAGAUCAAACAGCUCGAGGCGCUGUUCGAGCUCACCGACUACCCGGCGAUAGAGGCGCGCGCUGAGCUGGCCAGGAACGCCGGACUGCACGAGGAGACCGUCCGGGUUUGGUUUAAGAACCGCAGGGCCCGGAGGAAGCGGCAGCGCAGCAGCUCCAGGGUGAAAUCCCCCCGACCUUCAUCCCCCAGCCCCGCAGCAGAGAAGAAGCUCUUCACCUCCUUCCUCUGAGCCAGACAUCCCGUCUUCCUCUAAAAGGCACCUGGUUGAUUCCGCGCAGGAAGAUCAGGUAGCUGCGUUUUGCUCAGCGGCACUCCAACAGGACUCACCAGUUAGUCACUCAUGAGACGUUCAAGGACAGCUGUGUGAUUCCAGCUUCUCUUUACUGAGAAGCGGUCUGGUUUUAUGUUGUAUUU
Messenger RNA from Melanotaenia boesemani (Boeseman's rainbowfish), 891 nucleotides. RefSeq names its product dharma (gene dharma). Gene Ontology annotation, cellular component: nucleus. The transcript has 3 exons. The record is from RefSeq and is a predicted model, not a curated record. Gene Ontology annotation, molecular function: RNA polymerase II cis-regulatory region sequence-specific DNA binding; DNA-binding transcription factor activity, RNA polymerase II-specific. Bases 377 to 706 code for a protein of 109 amino acids. Gene Ontology annotation, biological process: regulation of transcription by RNA polymerase II. Lineage: Eukaryota; Metazoa; Chordata; Actinopteri; Atheriniformes; Melanotaeniidae.